This is a messenger RNA of Morchella importuna, 972 nucleotides long. RefSeq lists its product as uncharacterized. The transcript has a single exon. NCBI's taxonomy places the organism in Eukaryota, Fungi, Ascomycota, Pezizomycetes, Pezizales, Morchellaceae. Gene Ontology annotation, biological process: base-excision repair, AP site formation. The record is from RefSeq and is a predicted model, not a curated record. The coding region runs from base 1 to 972 and encodes 323 amino acids. Gene Ontology annotation, molecular function: mismatch base pair DNA N-glycosylase activity.
AUGCCCCCAAAACGAAGAAUGCUCACCGAAUCAUUAGAGCAAAGCGAAGCUCACGACGCACCGCAGAAACCGCCACCCUCAUUCGGUGGCGCGCUCUCAAAAUUCGUUUUCUCCACCACCGGCGGCAGCGGCGGUGAUAGUGGAAGCGGCAGAAUAACGCGGAGCUCCAUGAGAACAGUAUCCACUGCGCGAGUGGUCGCCACAAAGCUCACUAAACCCGCCAAAACCGGCGUGGCCGCCACCGUCGCCGCCGCCGUCGCAGAACCCAAAGACGAAGACGAAGACACCACCGCAGAUAUCAAAACGCCCAAGAAGAAGAAGAAGCGGCGCGCGCCCUCCGUCUACGCCCCGCCUUCAACCUACGCGCACCUCUCGCCCAUCCCCGACGCCCUCGCGCCAAACCUGAUCGUCAUCUUCAUCGGCAUCAACCCGGGUCUCACCUCUGCCACGACCGGGCACGCUUUCGCCGCGCCCUCGAACCUGUUCUACCGGCUGCUGCACAGCUCCGGGUGUACGCCCGACCGGCGGGUAGCGCCGUGCGAGGACCAGGAGCUGCCGGCGAGGUAUGGGCUGGGACACACGAACCUUGUUGGGCGGCCGUCGCGGGACGCGGGGGAGCUGUCGCGGGCGGAGAUGGUUGCUAGUGUGGCGGGGCUACGGGAGAAGGUUGGUAGGUGGGGGCCUGAGGCGGUGUGUUUUGUUGGGAAGGUGGUGUGGGAGACGGUGGUGAAGGAGAAGACGGGGAGGGGGGUGGGCAAGGGGUGGGAGUGGGGGUGGCAGGAGGGGGAGGCGGUGGAGGGGUGGGGGUGUAGGGUGUUUGUGGUGCCGAGUACGAGUGGGUUGGUGGCGGGGUAUAGUUGGGAGUUUAAGAGGGAGCUGUGGACGGUGCUGGGGGACUGGGUGCAGGAGAGGAGGAGGGUGAGGGGAGAAGAGGUAGCGCUGAAAACCGAGGAGGAGUUUGAGGGAAGUUAG